CGAUUUAGUCGAAUUUAUUUGAUAUAUCGAUACUUAAAAAGUGCAGUUCUCAUGGAAGAACUUGUGAGAAUUUACACCUAUGUGUCUCCCUCUGGUGUGAUAUUGAGAAAGUACCAUCACGCUUGGAAUGUCCAACUGUUUCCGGCUGCGAAAAGAGUUAUGUAGACUUUUCAUUUGAAAGUGUAGAUUUCACGACAUUCUCCUGUAGUUAUCGAUAAAGUUAUUGUAAAUAUUGUAAAGUUCGAACAAAAGUGGACAUGCAUGUAUUCUUUGUUGGUUAUACGGGGAUGUAAUUGGUGAAAGCAAGUCAGCAAAAAUAUGUGCACGAAUAGUGACGUGUUCCCAUCUUGACAAUUCCAGGAAUAUAAAUAAAGUUCAUAAUGUGGGGUAUGUCAGAAGAACCACCAGGAUCGAAGGAAGCAGAAGAGUCCGAAGCUGUGAAAGAGGAAGAAGGAAUGUGCGAAGCAAGUAAAAGUCAAGUGGAAUCUUUUAAAGAAGUUAUGUUGAAAAAUAAGCCAACUUUGAAAAAGGAAGAGGAGGUUCAGGAAUAUGCUAGAAGACUUUCAAAAAUUAAAUCUAGAGCCAAAUUAUCUCGUCGAAAUAAAGAGGGAAAUUCAUCUAAAGACAAAUCGCGUACAUUAGAUGUAGCUUCGGCUGACACAUCUGAAAUAACUAUAGAUGAUAUUAGCCAAGCAAAAACUGCGAAAGCAAAGUCUACUUUACUCCAAAGAAAAUUAGCAGAGGAUAGAAAAGUAUUUGAGCAACGUACCAAGGAAAGAACUGAAACUAAACGUGCAGUAGAAGAAAAGGUAGAAGCCAUUAGGCAACAAUUGGAAGAAAAAGAUGUACCUAGGCCUGACGUGAUGAUAAUGGGUUUACAAACAGAUCAGCUAUCCAUUACACCUAUUAAACCAGUCAUGAUUACAUCAGAAGUCAUGUCGCCGAUACAAAUCGAAAAUAUUCGAGAGAAAGAAAGCAAAAUUUCGGAACUUAACGAUAGAAUUUUAGAAUUAGAGGCCACUGUCGUUGAUCUUCAAGAAAAUUUGAAAGAAAAAGACUCUGUCAUCGAAUCGAAGACAAAGGCAGUCACGCUUAUGUCCGCGGACCUUUCCAAAAAAGGUAAAACGACGUUAGACACCCUCGAAGAUACGAAAGAUGAAAUGCGAACCAUGCAAGAGCAUUUUGUACUUUUAGAAACAUCAUUAAAGAAUAAGAACGAAAAUCUCUUAAUGCAAUUACAAGAAAGAGAUAACAAAUUAAUGGAAUUAGAAGAAAUAAUUAAACGGUUCGAGCAACAGGCUAACGAGCAAAAAUUGUCCGAAUCGGCUAGUGCUGACUUUUCUCGUAAUACAAUGGAUACUUUAGUGGAGACUAAAGAAGCCAUGAAAUCGAUGCAGGAAAAUUUUGUGCUUAUAGAAUCUUCCCUGAAAGCAAAGAAUGACAAUCUUCUUCAACAAUUGCAAGAUUACGAAUUAAAACUAGCGGAAGCUAACGAACGAGUAUUUAAACUAGAAUCUGGUUUCGGAAUAGAAAGAGAUCCAACGAUCGAAGAUUUGCAAUUUAAAUUAGAAAAAUUAGAAAGCAGUAAUAAGCAAUUACAAGAUGAGAAGUAUGAAUUGCAAAAAAGUGUUGCUGAUCUUCAAGAUAAAAUUGUAAAUGUGUCCGUGCACGGUAACGGAGCAGUAAUGGAAAAGGAUAAUAGAAUAGUCGAACUUGAAAACUUGAUAGAGGAAUUAAAGCAAUCUAAUACGCUUCUCGAGGAAGAAUCUAAAGUAGAAUUACAAAAACAAUUAGCAGAUUUAACAUCGAAAAAUGAAGAGUAUACAAACAAAAUAACCGAUUUUGAAAAUUUGGUACACAAACUUGAAGAACAGAAAAGUGAUAUCGCGUCUAGAUUACCAGAUGAAAGUACCGUUAAAGAAGACGAAAAAGUGGCGAAACUCUCCAAGGAAUUAGAAGAUUUAAACAAGAGUAUGAUCAAAAUUAAAGCUCAACAUAGAAGCAAAGUAAAAAACUUACAAAAACAAUUGGAGAAUUUCAAAAUGGUGUCCGACACAAAUGCGGAACUUGUCAGACUGGCGAAUCAAGUGGCGUUAUUAGAGGAGGAGAAAGGUAACCUUCAGCUGAGUCUGGUAGACUUUGACGAGCUUAAAGCCUCAGCAGGAGACUGGCAAGAACGCAUUGUCGACCUCGAAAGUAAAGUUUCUGUUCAAGCGGAAGAAAUUCAAAUGCAAAUUGAAGCCAUUGCCGCUUUGGAGAAUCAAAAAUUGGAUCUAAUUCAAGAACUUCACGCAGCAAAACAGGAAAUAUCAUCGUUAGAAGUGGAAAAUGCAGAAUCUGAGAAUCUCCGAGUAACGGCGGAAAUGAAAGUCGUUAAUUUAGAAGAACAAUUAGAAGCUGUCCAUAAAUUGAAGAAUGAAAGUAAAUUAGAACCUUCGUCAGGAGCUAAUGAAGAAGAACUGAUUAAACGGAUAGAAACUUUAACCCAAGAAAACAGUGAGCUAUAUAAUAGAAUAUCGAAGUUGGAAGAAAAAGGUGCUUCUGAAUCUGGAUCCACCGAGUCGUUUGAAGCCAUACAAGAAUUGGACAAAAGUGAUUUGUUGAAGAAGAUCGAAGAUUUGACACAUAAAAAUAACGAAUUAACCCUUAAAUUGAAUAAAAUAAAUGAAAGAGAAAAUGCCCACGUUGAAUUUACAGAACCGUUCGAAGAAAAUGCUGACUUGACAAUGAAGUCGAGUCAAAUAGAGGAGAAAGGAUCUUCCGACACGGGUUCGACGGAAUCUUUCGAACGUAUUCCGGGUCACAAUGAAAACAUGACGAAAAUCGAGCUCCUUACCCAAGAAAAUCACGAACUAGUAAUUAAGCUUACGAAACUGGAAGAACAGUUGGAAUAUAUAGAAGCAAGUCGAACGACAUCUAGGUUAAGUGAUGAUUUGCAAUCAAAAGUUGAUACUUUGUUAGAAGAAAAUAAUAAUCAAUCCUCGGAAUUGUCUAAACUUAGAACGCAACUAUCGGAACUCACCGAAGAAAAUAGUAAUUUACAAAAACAAAUCGAAGCAUUAACAGUAGAAAUCUCUUCUAUCAAGCCAGAGGAUUCGUUGGAGAGAUCGAAGAGGGAAAUUGAUUUUACAAUGCAAAUCGACGAAUUAAUAGAAGAGAAAACUCUCCUUCAAAAGGAAAUAAAAGAAUUGCGUAACACCUUGGAACAAUCACACGACGUCGCUGCUCAGGAUCUUGAAAUGAUUAACUUGAAAUCGAAAGUAGAAGAAUUGUUGAAAGAAAAGGAAGAACUGAAUCAAGAAAUACAGAAACAUCACGAACAAAUUAACACGCUACUAGAAAAAUCUAAUAAAGAAACACCCGAAAUGCCACAGAUGGAUGAAUCUGUGUCCCAUCUGCAUACAGAAUCGAUGAUCGCUACUUCUCUAGAACGCGAAAUAGAAGAAUAUAAAAGAUUGAUCGCUGAACAAACUGGCCUAAUCGAAGAAAUGAAAAUUAAACUUGCAAAUAAAGAAGAAGAAUUAGAAGAGAAAAGUAAGCAGAUCGUAGAAUUCGAAGCAUUCGAAGAAAAAUUUAAGAGGUUAAAAAAUGAAUUGAAAGAAAUGGAGGAAAAAUUAGAGAAAUUAUUGGUAGAAAAAACUUCUAUCGAAGAAGGAUUCAAGGUUUUACAAAAUGAAAAUCAAUUGUUGCUUGAAGAGAAGAAAGACAAAGAGACAGAAAAUAAUUUAUUGAAGCAACAAAUGCAAGGUAUAGCUUUAUAUGAAUCGAAAAUCCAAGAACAGCUUACAGCGAUAUCCGAAAAAGAAAAUGAAAUCGCUAUGUUAAAAGAUAUCGUUGAAGAAAAGGAUCAAGAACUGCACGCAAAGUAUACGGAAUUACAAAAUAAAAUGAUUACAAUAGACAGUUUGCAAGACGAGUUUAAUAAUUGUAAAAUGUUAGUUGAAGAAAAAGAUGCUUCGCUUACGUCGAUGUCUAGCGAAGUUGCAAAUCUUAAUGAUAUAAUAAGGAGUAAAGAAGAAGAAAUAUAUUUUUUACAAAAACAUAUUGCAGAAUUAAACGACAAAGUAAAGGAAUCAAAACCUUUGAAAGAGUAUAACGAACUAUUGGAACGACUAAAAAGUAGGGAUAUGAGUUUAGAUGAAAUUCAGUAUAACAUCAACGCGACCACGAAAGAGAACAGGAAUUUAUUAGAAAGAGUCAAGAAUCUGUCUCAGCAGAACGAUGAUAUUCAAAAUCAAUUAGCAGAAAAGCAACAGGAACUUGACGAUUUAAUUGCGACAAAAGAACACUUGGAUGCACAAAUUGUAGAAUCUAAAAAUGAUAAAGCUGAAGCCGAAAGAAAAGCUUGGGAAUUGCAGAAUAUUAUAGAUACCAAUGCUAAAUUUGUCGAAGAUUUGCAAACGGAAUUGAGGACUGGAUACAAACAAAUAGAACAACUUAAAGUGAAGCAUAUGGAAGAUAUGGAAUUACAAAAUCAAAGACUCGAAAGUCUAAUCGAAGAACUGAAUUUCAAGACGCAGGAAUGUGAAACAUUAAAAGCCGAAUUACAAGAAAAAGAGAGACUGAUCGGAGAAAACGUGACGGAAGAGGUUAAAGUUGCUUUGGAGUCUAAGAUUACUGAUUUGGAUCAGAAAUUGAAAGAUUCUGAAGAUAAAAUACAAAUGCAAUUAGAAAAGAUGAAGAAAAUAGCAGCAAAUCUAAAGAAGAAAACAGCAGUAUGCCAGGAACUCGAGACAAGGGUCACUGAACUUGAAGAGAAAUGGAUGACUGAAAAGGACGAGAAGGAAGCUAAAAACAAACAAAUUCAGGAUGUAGAAAUUUCGAUGCGCGAGAAGGAUAAUAAAAUUGCAGAUUUAGAAGAAAAGUUAAUACAGGCCAGAGACGAGACUGCAGAAUCUAUUAAGAACAUCGCUGAGCUCGUAAGCGAGUUGAACAGUACAAAAGAGAAGAUGUCUUUGCAUGCGCAACAAAUUACAGAAAUGGGAGCGGAAAUUGUAAGGCUAGGGGCAGAGCUGGAUCUUGCAAAAUCUAAGCUUGACGUAGAAAAAGGAGAUAAAGAAGCUAUCUUGUCGGAAUAUGAAAGUUAUAAGCAACGAAUUGCCGAAGAAAAUGAACAUAAACAAUUAGAACUAGACGAAGUGAAGGAAAAAGCGAGAGAACUUGGUGUACGAAUGCAAGUUAUGGAGGCAGAGUAUGUCGAACAGCUUGCAACAAUAGAGAAUCUUAGAGCUGAGAGUGGUUUAUUGUUAUCAAAGCAAACACAAAUCAAUGAGAAGUUAGAAAAUGCAGAAAAGGAAUCGGAGGAACGAAGAGUGUUAAUCGAACAGAUGCAAAAGGAAGUUGUUACUAACGUGACUGAGACUACGCAAACUCCAGAAGAAGAAAUUACCGAUGAUUAUAUGAAGAGUAUUGGAGUACAACAUUGCAGUCAUUGCGAGCAAUGUCAAACGCUGGUGCAAGCACUGGAGGCAAAAUUACAGGAGCGAGAGGCAGAAAUCGAGAAUUUAGACAACGAGUUAGCUAAUUCGAUUGGCAAUUUCGUACAAAUGCGGGAGUCUCUUAGGUUCAACGAUGUGAUGAAUCAGACUAGUAUGAGGGAUAGAGCAUUAGAAGAUCCUUACAACGAACUUUUAUUCAAGUAUAACACAUUGACAGCGAGUUACGAAGAAAUAAAAACAAAAUUAGACCAGUUGUUAAAGGAAAAUAAAGAGUUAGUGGACACGGUUGAAGGUUUACGAACUGCGAAUGCUACUUUAGAAGAAAAACUUGGUGCCACGGAUCAAACCUUGGAAGAAAAUCAACAAAUCGCGGAAAGGUUACAGAGCGUUGAUUCCUCAAAUUCCGAUUUGGUCAAGAAAUGCGAGGAUCGCGAAACGGAAUUGUUGAACGUGCAAAAAGAAAUGCAAGUUGUUCAGGAACGUGCAAAUCAACUGGAGGAACAAUUAAAUUCCCAGAUAGCUCUAUUUAAAUCCGAAGAGGAACAACGAAUAGAAAUAGAAAAAUUGUUACAAGAUAUGAAAAGCAGGUUUGAGCAAGAAAUCGAGUCCUUAAAAACCGAAAGGAAUGACAAUCGGAAAGCAGUAGAAGACUUGAAGUGUGAGUUAGAGACAUACAAAAAUCAGAAGAGUACAGAAAGUACAGAAGAAUCUGUAGAUAAAUCAACGAUAGUUAAGAGAGAAGCACCUAUGUUUGACUUCCCACAAACCGAACAAGAUAACGUGCCUCAGUUGUUCGAUGCAUCCAAAGUUUUUGGUACAUUAUCUAGUUCUGAUUCAGAUCCGUUGAGCGAUAUACAAGUGAAGAGAUUGCAGACCUUGUUGGAUGAAAAAGAAGCACAGUGUUUUAAUCUUACUCAAGAAAUCGAUCACUUACAGAAAAUAAUGGUCGAAGAAAGAUUGCAGGUAUCGCAAAACUACAGUCAACGAGUAGAAGAAUUAGAAAUAUCCCAGAAAGAGUUGCAUGCAGCGCGAGAACAUUUGGAAAAACUGGAGCAAGUUUUAAUGGAGAAGGAUAGGCAGAUUGAUUCUUUGAAUGCAGAGCUACAUAAUUUCAGCCUACGAAUGAUGGAACAACAGAACGAUACAGACAAUAAAUUCAAGGAGUUAUCGUUAGCUAGAGACGAUCAAAUACAAGAAUUAGGGACAAGUUUGAAUGCAACGAAAGAAGCAUUGGAAAAGCUAGUUCUUGAACGAGACCAACAAAACGUCUUGUUGGACACGUACAAAUCGCGAAUCAUCAAUUUGGAAGCAGAAUUGAAAAAUUCAACGGAUCCUGAAUUGGUACAAGACUUGGAGCAUCGCACUUUGAAUAUCACGAAAGAGAGAGAUUUGUUGCAGUUGCAGGUGAACGAUUUGUCCAGAUCGUUGGAGGAGAUGAAGGAGUCGAUCGAGGUUGGAAGAAAUUUACGUAUGGAGAUCGAGAAAGUUGCGCGUGAAAGGGACGAAGCGAAAGAGCUCGUCGCGAAUCUCACGCGAGGUUUGGAGGAGGCUUAUAAAAAUUCUGAUAAAACAUCUAGUGUUACAGAUACAUCUACCAAAGAAUCAACGCCUUUGGAAGAAUCCACGGUUGCACAAGUCGAACCAAGCACCUCAAAAACCUCGGACACAGGAGCUGAAUCCACGUGGGACGUGGGCUGCACUGAAAAAUUCAACGUCGACGAAGAAGCCUGGGAUUGGACUGCGGAUACUGCACAGUUGACUGGCGAACUUACCACCACGAUAGUCCCUAGCACGGAAAUGCAGUUGCGAGCAAAGGUGGGCGACCUCGAAGACCAGAUUAAAGAAUUGGAGAAUGAAAAGGAGAGGUUACUCGUGGAAAACCGAACCGCUCAACUGAGAAGCGCAAAGAUGAUCAAGAAACUGAAAGAGUACAAGGUGCAGGUGGAGAGUCUUCAGCAACAGCUGAAGAUACAGAAAUCCGCCAGCGACUUCUACGAACUCGACUCAGCUAUAGAGGAAGAAUUGAAGUCUCAAAUCAACAAAUUGGAGAAGGCGUUGAACGAAGUCAAGGAAGAGCAAAAAACCGCUGUCGCCGAGAAGGAGGCUUUAACGAAACGCUUGGACGUUCUUGUUUCCGCGAACGAAAGGUACUUGGAGAUGAAAGAAAGACAGGACAUGGAUAUGGACGUGUUGCGUAUACGAAACAAAGAGCUGUCCGAUAAAGUCGAGGCUCUGGAUAAACGACUGCAAGAAGUAGGCGACGUUGCUCGAAGCGAAACCGUUGCCCCGAAAGAAGAAGCGAAACCGAUCGAACACGAUCGUCUUCAGAAAAGAUCCGCCCAGGGAGAAGACCUGGAGAACCUAUGCAAGAAGUACAAGGACGAAAUCGAUGAUCUCAAGGACGAAAUGGAAGCCCUGGCAACAGAGAACGAACAGCUGCAGCACUAUUUAGAGGAGCAGAAGGUGAAAUUAUCCACCUUCGAGUCGAAACGAACAGCGGACGAAAACGAAUCAAUCCAGAUCGUCGACGAUCUGAACAAAAAGAUUUCAGAAUUGCAAGAGAUGUUGAGCAAAUCCAGAGAUGAGUACGAGUCGCUGAGGAAGCAGUACGAGCAGAGCCUGAUGGACGCCAACGAUCAAGUGUCUGCAAUGAGGCAGAACACGGAUUACCUGAAGGAAGAGGCGUUCGAGAGGACCAAUAGAUUGGAGAAGGAAGUAGCCGAUUUGCGUCAGCAGCUCGAUGUGUCCUCGAUGACCGCAAACGAAUCGCAAAUGAAAUUGGAGAAAGUUCUUGGAGAAAAAGCGGCUCUAGAAGGGAAGCUGACAGAGUUGACGUCUACUUCGGAGAAAGAAUUGUCCACGAUUGGUGCAUCGAUGGCAGAGGUAACCGAACUCUUGCACGUUAGGAUACAGGAAGUUGCCGAAUUGAAACAGGAACUUCAGAGGCAAUACGUGGCUCACGAAGAAUCGAUGGCGCAAUUUCAGAACACUGUACAGCAGCUGAGCAACGAAGCGACCGAAAAGCAGCAAGAGGUAGAGAGUUUGAAGAGAUCUCUCAGCGACAAGGAAAACGAGUUAGCUCGACAGCAGAGCACGGAGACUGUCGAUGCUCUUAUCAACCAAGCGACUCAAGAACUUACGCAGAGGCAAGCGAUGGAGAUGGAAGAGAAGGAGAAAGAGGUGAAGCAACUGAACGAGAAAAUGUCUGCGUUGGAAGUGGCGAUAAACGAGUAUCUAAUAGAGAAACAAAACAAUGCUGGACAGUUCGAUGCUCAGCAACAGGAACUAGAGCAACUGAAGCAGAAUUUGGUGGAAAAAGAAUCAGCCCUGGUGUUCUUUCAGUCGAACUUAGACUCGAUGAGAGAACAGUUGACUGGAAAAGAAUUGCAGGUAUCGGAGAACGAGGAAACGAUUACGAAACUCUCAGCAGAGAAUCGGGGGUAUAUGGAAGCGAUCGGUGAAUUACAGAAACGUUUGGGCGAGCUAGAAGCAACCUCCACUCAUUUACCCGAAUUUGCUUCGCGUGUUCAAAGUUUGGAGCAAGAGCUUCAAUACGCAAGGAUCUGUCUGGCAGAGAAGGAAUCGGUUCUGGAACGAUACGCGCAGGAAUCCAUGGAGUAUAAAGUAAGGUUGGAGAACAGCAACACUGAAAUUACCCAGCUUUACGGAAAGUUAGAGAAAAUUGACGCAGUAAAGAACGAGUUGCAGAAAAAGACUGAACAGGUGGACCGUUUAAGUUCGGAGUUGGAAGCCACUGGUAAAGUACUCGAAGAGACUCGACAGAGUUUGAACGAGAAGGUGUCCUUGUUGGAGAGGACCAAUCAAAUGCUGAACGAGAAACAAAUGGAAUUGGACAGGUUGUCGACCGUUCAGCAAGCUGAACAUCAACGCGGUGCCUCUAAUAUAGUUGACGGUUUACCUCUUUUCAAAAUGCCGGGCGAUGAUCAGGAUCUGCAGCAUACGAUAGAUUCCAUGCGGGCCGAUUUAGACAAGAAGCAAGAGGAAAUCGACCAUCUGAAAUAUAUUUUGAACGAGAACACGUAUCCCAGUAUAAUUCAGGAGAUGCAAGACAGGAUCAAUUGCUUGUACAACGAAAAAGCCGAGUUGGAGUCUUCCCUGGAAGUGGCCACGUUGAGAGCCGAGGAGAAGGAGAAGCAAAUCGAUGGUUUGAAACAGCAAAUCGAGACUCAGAGCCAGGAGUUGGGAAUUUCCAAAGAGGAAUCGAUUUCUCUUUCCAGGGAGAGAAGAUCCGUUCAAGAUCAGGAGGAGAUCGUCAAACUACAGAACGAGUUGCAUGCUAAAGAGCAAGAAAUCAACGAUUUGAGGUAUGUGAUAGCCGAGAAAGAUUCUCAGUUGUCCCUUCAAGCGAGCAUGGAACCUCAGUCGGACGAUUUCGAGCUGCGUGAAAUGGUUCAGAGACUGACCACCGAGUUGUACGCUAAAGAGCAGGAGAUUCAGCGCUUGAACUCGAGCAUCGCGGAAUUGCAGAGGGAGGUGUCGCGUCUCCAGGGAUUCGAGAGGCUUUCGAACGAGACCAGGGACGCCAUACAUAGGCUUAACCUGGAGAAAGAACAGGUUCGAUUGGAAGCGCAAGAAUUCCUGGAAGCGAAGCUGAAGGAAAAGGAGACGGAAAUCGACGAGAUAAAGCAGAGGCUGUCCAUGGAGAACAGAAGCAUCAUGGAUGAAUUGCAGUUGAGGGACAGGGACAUCGAGAAUCUGAGAAUACAGUUAGCGGAGUCUUCCAAGAUGGAACAAACGGUAAAGGAUAAGUUACACGAGAAGGAAGAGGAGUUUGUACGAGUGAACGCUGACUUGGCGGAGAAGGAACGUAGAUUGGCUGAGUUGAGUAUUACCAAGGACGCCGAGCUCCACAAUCUCAAGGUUCAAAUUCACGAGAGGGAAGUUCGCAUAGAGGAGCUUCUGGCACUUUCGGACGAAGAAGAAAAACAGCUGAAUGAGUUAAAAAAUAACUUGGAGGCCAGGGAGAUGGAAAUCAAUUCGUUGAAGACUCUUCUGGAGGAUAAAGUGAAGGAGUACGAAUUGAUACAGAGUGUACUGAAGAAAGACGUCUCUCUUAUGGGCACGGUUGCAUCUGGAAGCAUGGAAAGUUCUGGCGAUGAGAACAAAGCGUCACCAGCUCAAGAAUUGGACCUUGCUUUAUACAUGCUUCAUCAACGGGACGUACGGUGCGAAGAAUUGACGCUUGAGUUGAUGCAACUGCUCGAAGAACGAGAUACGUUGCAGUUGCGACUCUCUAACGCGAUCAGAGUGAACGAAGAGUUGAGGAAAGUUGGGAGUUCUAACAGCCCUAAGCACGAGGUCUCUACUUCCAGGAGUGAGGAACCACUCGUAGAACAUCCUUCUCCUUCGAAGUCAGAGGGACCUGUGGAAAUAGCUAGGGAAGCCAUUGAUUCUCCUAUCGGUGAAGACAAGGAGACUCUUGCUCAGAAGCUGUCGCAGUUGCAUACGGUGAGCCAUACAAAAGAUGUAAGAUUGAGGGAUGAACGGGAGUUGAGGCAUACACAACAAAUGUCUUUGCUAGCACACAGAGACGUCCUAAGUACCUUACCUCCUGAAGCAGCUGCCAGGCUCGUCAAUGCAAAUUAUACACUUUCUAGGGAUGUUCAGAGUCAAUCGAGCGUCUUAUUGAAUUGGCUGUGGGGAAAAAGGACUUCUUCGGUAGAUUCUUCUACGCAAAAAGAAUGCGUCACGCCAAAGGUCGUGCACAUGUGAUGGGACACUAUUGACAUUGAGGUGGACACCAUCCUUGCCUUCUGGAUACAUUCCUGCCAAGUGCCAACUGCCAAGACUAUUCCUGUAAUUACACUAGACCGAAGAAGAUGAACGGGAUUACUGUUUAAUAAAAGUUUCGGCUAGCUUGUCGUCGUUGUAAGUGCGUCAUACUUGUGAAAAGUUUCACGCAUCUUGCUUCGUCCAGGGGUUUAAAGAUGUCUGUAUUUUUGAUGUGACACUUUUGAGCGGUGGUAACGGAGUCGUGCUUUCCAAGGCUUCUAAAUAAAAAGUCCUCCUUCUCUUCGGCGCAGAAGAGACUGCGAGGAGAAGACUUAAACUGUAUUAUAAUCGUUGUAUAGUCAUCGUGCUUAGGUACACUGCGAACGAAACAUUGCCUUGGAGAAAUGUGUAUAUUUCAGUUAUUUUAUUAGCUACGAAACUGUUAAUAAAGUAAGAUGUUCCUCGAGUAUCGUUCGAUAUUCAACGGAAGUAUGUUUGUUCCGACGAUUAUACUUUGUUAAACAUGUGUUUGUGUAAAUUGUUUAAGACUCGCCCAGUCAUCCAUUAAGAACAUUUUCAAAUGUGGCCUGCUGAGUGAAAACGAGAGAUUCGAAUAAAACUUUGACGAGUUACGCAUCGAUCGACGUACAAUGUUAAUUAUUUCAUAUUUUGCCCAUUAAUGGAAUGGUCUCGCAAUUAUCUGUUGCUUUUUAACGAUGUUGAUUGGAACUUUCUAUUUCCGUGAAAUUUUGUACAGAAAAAAGAAUGCGUCGGCGAAUAAAUAAAUCAUAAGACGAAGUAUUUGUUCA
Hylaeus anthracinus is the source of this 11980-nucleotide messenger RNA. Its product is annotated as golgin subfamily B member 1-like. The coding region runs from base 381 to 11171 and encodes 3596 amino acids. The transcript has 10 exons. The record is from RefSeq and is a predicted model, not a curated record. Lineage: Eukaryota; Metazoa; Arthropoda; Insecta; Hymenoptera; Colletidae.